AGGUUGGUUUUAGUUUUGUUACUCUUAAAUAAUGUUGCGAUCGAUUGUCCGUUCUGUAUCCCGGCUCAGCGUUCCGGGGUCGCGUUCCUGCAGCAAUGCCUCGGAUAAAGUGGUCCUUGCCGAAGUGGACGAUAAAACAGGUUAUGCCACAGUUACGUUAAACCGGCCACCGGUUAACAGCCUCAACUUGGAGCUGCUUACUGCACUUUCCGAAACGUUGGAUGAUUUACAGAAUAAUAAAUCUCGGGGAAUGAUUUUGACUUCGUCUUCCAACUCCGUCUUCAGUGCCGGUUUGGACAUUUUGGAGAUGUACAAACCCAAACAGGAAAGGAUGAAACAAUUCUGGACCACUCUGCAAGAUGUUUGGUUCAAACUGUACGGAUCGCCGUUCCCAACCGUGGCUGUCAUUAACGGUCACUCCCCGGCUGGUGGUUGUUUGCUAUCCAUGUGCUGCGAAUACCGUGUUAUGCUGCCCAAUUUCAGCAUUGGUUUAAACGAAACACAGCUGGGAAUUGUUGCACCAACGUGGUUUCAGGCAACGAUGCGAAACACUUUAUCGCGUCGUGAUGCGGAACUGGCAUUGACCCUGGGGACGCUUUUCAGCACCGAAGAAGCCCUUAAAGUUGGAUUGAUUGAUGAAGUAGCGGCUAACAAAGAAGAAGGAAUUGUGAAAGCGGUCAGCUUCCUUGACCGUUUUAAGAAGAUUUCACCGCAAGCAAGAUCGAUGACAAAGCAGGCACUUAGGAGCAAAGAUAUAAUGGAAUUGGAAGAUAACAGAUUGCAGGAUGUCGACCUGUUUGUUUUUGCUGUAUCGCAGCCGAAGGUUCAGAAAGGCCUUGAAGUGUACCUGGAGGCAUUGAAAAAGAAAGCAGCUAAAUAGUUAUUAAUUUUAAGCAUUUUCAGGGGCAUUUAAAUGUUUUUAUACUGUUUA
Molecule: messenger RNA, 931 nt
Organism: Ochlerotatus camptorhynchus
Lineage: Eukaryota; Metazoa; Arthropoda; Insecta; Diptera; Culicidae
Product: enoyl-CoA delta isomerase 1, mitochondrial-like
Exons: 6
Coding region: 32-880 (282 amino acids)
Biological process (GO): fatty acid beta-oxidation
Cellular component (GO): mitochondrion
Source: RefSeq, a predicted model, not a curated record